UCCUGGAAUCUGGAUCGAGAGAUAAGGCGAAGAUUAUUGUUAAAGUUUUUAUUGUGCGUCAUUUUCAGUUGACCAAAAUCUAUGUGAAUUUACUGUAUUGGCUAACCAAAAGCCAUGGCUGAAGCAGUACGCCCAAAGAGUAAGAAAAAGGGGAAACCUAAGUUAAAGGAGAUAUUGGUUGAACAUGCUGAUCCCUUCUCAAAUACUGAAAACCAGCCAAGCUGUUCAGGGACUGAGAGUGACAUUAAAAAAGAACUAGGAACCAUCUUGCCAAGCAUAGAAGAUGAGAUCCAACAGGAUGCACCCAUCACAACAGAAAGUCAUAAAAACAUUACAGCCAAACAUAUUCCAAACCAUUUAGUUGAAGAUGAAGCCAAGUUAUUUGAAAAUGGAUCUGAACUUGUGUUUGCUAAACAAGAAAAUGAAGCUGUGUUGUUUCAAGAAGGUUCUAAAGUGCAAGAAGCUUCAAUAUGUGAGAAUUCUAUUCAUGAACAACUCAUGGAACUUUUAAUUGAAUCACCAAAAAUUAAGCCAGAAAUUCCCUCAGCACCAGCUCCUAGCAUGUUGAAUGGUACCUUUGAAUUCAACCUUGACCUACCUAUUGAAGAAAAGGCAGCAGACAUUGUAUUUCCACAGUCAUUUGAAAAUAGCAUCAGUCAAGCUGUUUACAAGCAACAACAAUUCAAUAGUUUAAAACCUUUCACUGCAGAGCAGCUGGUGUCCUUUUAUGAAAACCCUUUAUUAUUGGGCGAGGAGGCUGUGGUGGAAAGUUUUCUUGACUGUCGAAAAAAUUUAGAAACACAUCCCUUAUAUGAAAACCUAACAUACUUUUUGCGCUCUCGACCUAUGUUAAAAAGCAAUUUAGAAGAACUUGAGCAGUUUAAUCGAGAUGUUGAAGCUUUGACAUCUCAGCUGUGGACAACAGAAACCAGAAGAAUGAUUGAAUAUGGUGAAUGCGCCGACAGCAAGCGAGUUAAGGCUCACUACGAUUUCCCUGUGGCCCAUCUCAAUGAGAAGUCCUCACUUCAGCUAAUUCGGCAGUUACAGCAACAACGUGAAAAAAUUCAAGAAAAGCUAGUAUUGAGUGUCUACGAAUCUCACUUGUGGAGGCUGCGAGUUGAUUGGUUAAUUUGCCAGGGCAGCCAACACAGUGAACAUGGCUCCAUUUCGGUUCUUUUUGCCUUUUUGCGUCGACCAGUCAAAGAUAAAAUGUUCGUCGAUCAUCUGAAGUUCUGGUUAAAUUACGUUGCCGUUUCUUUAUUGAAACGAGCUAGAAAAGAAGAUUAUAUUUUCCUUGCUCAUCACGCAGUGCGCUGCCCAACUGGAUUGGCUAGAUGGGGAAGUCCGUACGUGCAAACACCUUUUUGUGAUCCUUUUGAAGACCGCCAGGGCACAAACAUUCAUCACGUUGAUGUCGGAUUAGCCUGCUUCAUAGCGCUCUCCAUGACGAAUGCCGGACAUAGUGUCCCUGAAUUUUGUUCGGUCGGCAUGGAUCUCUUGUACAUUUUGAGUAUCGCUGAUCAACACCGCCCCGUCGUGGCCUUCCUCAACCAUUUAUUUCCCCUUAUAGUCACAUGCCCUGAUGUACUCUACAAUCAGCCUAAAUUGCUAGAAAUCUUCCAACGACUAAUUCAGGCUGAUCUGACUUACUACAAGAGGGCAAAAAACUUGUUGGCACCCCAAUUUCCUGGAGUAGUCCUCAAAAUGAUGGCUUCCUUAAUCGAAAACACCAUUUGGAAGCUGAACGGGUUAUAUUUGACUGGAGCCACACCUGCACUUGAGAUUUGGCUAAAUUUACUCACAAGUCUACCCAAAUGGAAUGUCGACAAAAGUGUGCUUUAUCUCCUUGACAUAUUGGCUAGAAUCGCCUGGGCGAAUUCUUCUGAUAUCCAAAGUUUUAAUCGAAUAUUAUCCGUUGUUCUCAAAGAAUCAAGUAAAGUUCAUCGGCCGUCCAAAGGUAUCGUGUCACGCGUAGGUAAUUGGGUGAGUGGAUCAUCUGAGGCUCUUGUUCAGUUGGAUGCAACCGAAUUGAUUUCACCCACCCCUUCGCUGCCUUAUCUGUCAUGGAUAGUCUUAGCAAUGGAGAUGGAACGCCAGUCUAAAUUGUGGCAACAUCUUAUCAUCGAAUUGCAACCGGGCAAGGUAAAAAGCAUCGAACAAGCUUUGAAAUCCAUUGCAGGAUUUCUUAAAAUUCCGUACAUUGGUGUCCAUCAACUUUGUUUGAUCCGCUACGCGCAAAUGGCAUUGGAACUGAAUCCAGACCACCCGCUUUUGCCGGUAAUCAUCCAACGUUUCUUCAGUCUGUAUUUUGCUCGUACAGAAGCAAUGGAAGUUGGUACUGAUAGCUGGGCCGUCGGGCAACGGAUCAUGACGAAUUCGUCCACUUUUUCUUCCUUAUUGAAACGUCUCGUUUUGAAGUGGGAAGAAGGUGCAAAAAAAUUUCAGAGUGACCUUCUGCGUUCCGGUUUUUUGCAAAGUUGCUGUCUUUGGGUGGAAGAUGUCAAAUUACUAGAACCUCACGUUUAUUUGCCAUCUUUAGCACCAAAUUACCACCCUGCACGACUUCUCCAACUCUUUCAAGGCUCCGAUUUAUGGAUAGACUUGUGCGACUUGAACGCCAUUCACGCGGAUCGUCAAGAACUAAGAGAAUCAUGGAAUAAGGAGAGAAACAUUACUUCGCCAACAGUUUCCCAACAGAAAUCAGCGGAGUCUCUACAUUCUCAAAAAGACACCAUCUAUGCAAGACUGCAAACCUAUCCGACCCCUAUCCGUUUAACUCAGGUGGCACUCCAGCUUCCGUUUUCCAGGCUUUUGUUAACGGCUUUCAGAAAUGCUAGUGAUUUCCGCCUACAACUUAAUCCGCAUCUUCAAGUUAUAGUAGACUGUGCAGAUCAAUUCAAUCGACGAAUGGCUGAAUUGACGUCCCUUGACUGUCACUAUUCCGAGCUAUUAACAGAACUAUAUUGUCCCUACCGGUCCGAACGGACAAUGACUGUCAAGUGUGAUGGAACACAAUCAGGAGCUUGUAGUGGAUCGGCUGUAAUAAAACUGAGUUGCGAGCCUUGGAGACUCAAUACUUCCGUCCGUAAACAGUUAGACACCAAUAGGCAAGAAGCGACUCGGUUACACUCGGCCUUUCAGGAUGCCAAUGUCCAGUGGCUUGGUGUGGCCGCUCUUCUUCUCGAAGAUUGUGUCGAUCAAAUCCAAGGCCGAGGAGCCGAGGAGCCAGGAGCAGCUCUCUUUUACAUCUUGGUUGAGCUUGUCGGUGAAGAGAGUAACAAUUAUUUACCUACCAAACAGUUGCUUUCUACUUGUCUUGAACGAUUAGGUCAGCAUUGCAUUGCCGGGCAUCCUGAACAGUGCCGAAACCUCGUAGGAUUGUUGAGCAGUAAUUCCAAUUUGGCCGGUCUAGUGGCACCUCAUUUCACUCCAUCGACACCGGAUCCUUCCAGUGCCUCCGUCAGCGCGUUUUUGGACUCGUAUCGGCUAGUUAUAGGCCUUUCCAAGCAAGAUAGUGAUCUUGUUCUUGUUCUUCUUACCAAGUUCGAUGUCCGCUGGUGGUUGAACUGCGCUGAGUGUUGGCCACACGAUCGCUUAAAAUUGUUGGAAAUUCAUCUUCGCGCUGCCUUGGAUAGUUAUGGUCUGCAGCCAGUGGAAAGAGCACUGGCAGUUCACGAAGUCCUCCGACGUCAUUUACAACUAAUACUGUCGCAAAAUUUCCCGGAGCAGUACAGUCGCUUUCUACACCAUUUGCUAAAAGCUAGCGAAGCCCAAAGUUGCAGUCCUGUGGUUUGGUGCGAUACGAUUAAUACCCUAGGUCAAGGAUGGCUCCGCCUUCAACCGGAGUUAAGCAUGGAGGAGUUUCUUCAACAAGUUUUGCAAUACACCACCCAGCAGACGUUACUGGAUGCCAAUAAAAUGAUGGAAACGGUAAUUUUAAUGUCUCAACACUUUUCCACGGAACGACAACUCCAUGGUCUUUAUGGAUUGUAUCCAAAGUAUCGGCCUUAUAUCCAUGUUAUCGCCUGCUUGCUUCUGACAAUUGGCCAUGGAUUGUGUUUUACCACAUUGCAGAAUGAUAAUGGGACAGCUUCUGAUUUGCUGGUUGGGCAGCUCUGGACUGCUAUUCGGGACCUAUAUUCCCCCUGGAUACUUCCCUACACCCAUCAGCAGGUGAACUCCAAUUGUGCCGCUUGGAUUCAACACGCCUUGUCUGACUGUAAAGUUUUAUUGCCAUGGAUCGCUGCCGAUAGUGGUUUAGCAUCACUCAUGGCCUCUUCUCUUACCCACUGUACCACAUUCAUUCAUGAGACGCUUCCUGCUCAGCAGAGUAUCUUGUCUCACAUACUGGCCUUCUAUUUGCAAGGAUUUUGCCACACAGCAAUUAAACUGCACAUACUUAAGGUAAUCCACCAAGCACUGGAUACGUUACCAUGGCAAUCAUUUGUUCCGUCACUGAAUGAUUUGGAGCAGUUAGUCCGUGUAGCAGGACAGUUCUUACCCGAAGUGCAUUCCUUCCUAGUCAGUCUUUUCGUCCGUUGUUGCUUAUCCACAGUGAUUGUCCACUGUAACUUACAGCCGACAACAUGUGCGAGACUGUUAGCCUCCUUACUGCACCUGCAUGUCCGGUUGGCUGGUGAACCGACGGCUCAACAGAAUACCAUGAUGAAACGUAUCCUAGACGAAGCUUGCUCAUAUCCGUGGCAAUUCAUAGACGCUAAUAGUGUCUAUGAUCAAGUAUUAAAUUGGUACAUCUCAACUUGUGAUCCACUUUUCAUUUUGCAACCCUACUUGGAGCGACAAGAAACACCGUGCAGUUCCAAUGAUCCUCUGGUGUUUCGUUUGUUACAGGCGGUCAGUAGCCACCAUUUGCAGUCAAGCGACCAUAUUGGCAACUCACCCAAGCGGCAAAUAUUCGUUCGUUCUUGGAUCCGUCUGAUCGCUUUGACCGUCUCUCGACAUCGGUCUCUCAUUCAGCAACAUCCUAGAGCUAUUCCUAAUGCUAUUGGGAAUUUACUGGAUUUCAUCUGCAAAAACACCCACUCGGCGGAAUACAGGAAUGACAUUCAUGAGUAUAUGACAGUUGCCAUAUCGAGCUCUAGUCCCAUCGCCGAUACCCUUCAAAACUGCCUGUGUCUUCGGAUGAACUGCUAUCCUGUCAAUGCGGCCUUGGUGGAAAAUGUUCUUCGAGUGAUUGCCGUUGUAAAUGGUGGUGGUAGCCAUGAUGGCCAAAAACGAAUGGCAGCCGUGCUAGAAUCUGCCUUAGAACAGUUUGAGGGAACACGUUCUGUUAUUUUUGAUUUGCUUCCGAUUGGAGGUUCAAAGGAGUUAGCAGCAGUUUCCUGGCAACAGGGCUGCAUUUUGAGUUGGUAUUGUCUUGUUAGCAACCAAGAGAAACCCGAUGCAGCAGAUGGGCCUUACCUUUUGGAACAAAUGCUCUCGAACUGCAAGGCACUUUCAUUGAGUGAAGCAAUUGAGCCAAAGCUCUGUUUCGUGUACGAAAGACUGCUAACUGUUUGGAAUCUUACCUCGCCAAAUCUCAGUCCUAAAAAGACAGCUGUGAAAGCAGAAUGGUGUGAAUUACUCGGCUCCUGGACUGAAGAAAACAAAAGUUGGUUAUCAACAAUUGGCCUGGGUAAAGCACCCAGACUGUCAUCCAAGGGUCGCUGUUUGGCUCACGUCAUAUUGUGUUACUUGCAGCAAUCUAAGAUAGCUCUGGAUCAGCUAGAGAGCAGAUGGAGAAUAAAUCGUCCAAAAUCUGGUCCCCUUAUUAUACUCUAAUUCCUAUCUUUCACGCUUAAUUGUUAAGUAAAAACGCAGAUAUUUCAUUAUCGUUACCGUUUUUUUUUGGUCAAAUAAGUAAAGUUUCAUUGUUUUUGUAGUUUGAUCGACAGUUGAUUGUAAAUUUUCUGUAAAAAAUAACAACAACAAAAGUUUCUUAAUCGCGUGAUUUAUGGGAAGAAAUACAGGCCAUCGAAGAAGUA
This is a messenger RNA of Daphnia magna, 5984 nucleotides long. RefSeq names its product ectopic P granules protein 5 homolog. The record is from RefSeq and is a predicted model, not a curated record. NCBI's taxonomy places the organism in Eukaryota, Metazoa, Arthropoda, Branchiopoda, Diplostraca, Daphniidae. Gene Ontology annotation, cellular component: cytoplasm. Gene Ontology annotation, biological process: autophagosome maturation.